Molecule: messenger RNA, 1389 nt
Organism: Macrobrachium nipponense
Lineage: Eukaryota; Metazoa; Arthropoda; Malacostraca; Decapoda; Palaemonidae
Exons: 1
Coding region: 1-1389 (462 amino acids)
Source: RefSeq, a predicted model, not a curated record
AUGCCAACCCAAACCCUCAGUCAUCACACUGCCAACCCCAAACCCUCAGAUCAGCCACCCACACCUGCCAAACCCAACCCUCAAGAUCAUCCACCCACCCUGAUGCCAACCCAACCCUCAAGAUCCCACCCACCUGCCAACCAAACCCUCAAGAUCAUCCACCCCACCUCAACCCAACCCUCAGAUCAUCCACCCACCUGCCAACCCAACCUCAAGAUCAUCCACCCACAUGCCAACCACCCCUCAGAUCAUCCCACGCCUCCAACCCAACCCUCAAGAUCAUCCACCCACCUGCCAUCCCCAACCCUCCAUUCAUUCCACACCUCCAACCCAACCCUCAAAGAUCAUCCACCCACCUGCCAACCCAAACCCUCAAGAUCACCCCCACCUGCCAACCCCCAACCCUCAAGAUCAUCCACCCCCUGCCAACCCAACCCUAAGAAUCAUCCACCCACCUGCCAACCCAACCCUCAAGAUCAUCCACCCAUGCCUGCCACCCAAAACACCCUCAAGAUCAUCAGCCGAAACCCCAACUGCCAACCCAAAACCCUCAAGAUCAUCCACCCACCUGCCAAACCCCAACCCUCAAGAUCAUCCUCCCACCUGCCAACCCACCCCUCAAGAUCAUCCCACCAACAACGCCUGCCAACCCAACCGCAAUAUCAUCCACCCACCUGCACAACCCAACCCUUCAAGAUCAUCCACCCCCAUGCCAACCCAACCUCAAGAUCAUCCACCCCACCUGCCAACCACCCCAAUCAAGAUCAUCCACCCACCUGCCAACCCAACCCUCAAGAUCAUCCACCUGCCAACAACCCUCAAGAUCAUCCACCCAUCCCUGACCAACCCAAACCGCCCUCAAGAUCAUCCACCCACCUGCCAACAACCAAUCAAGAUCAUUCACCCACCUGCAACCCAACCCUCAAGAUUCAUCCACACACCCUGCCAACCAACCCUCAAGAUCGCCACCCAUGCCAAACCCAACCCUCAAAGAUCAUCACCCACCUGCAAGAUCCUCAUCAUCCACACCUGCCAACCCAACCCUCAAGAUCAUCCACCCACCUGCCAACCAAACCCUCAAGAUCAUCCACCCACUGCCACCCAAACCUCAACCACCCACCUGCCAACCCAACCCUCAAGAUCAUCCACACCUGCCAACCCCAAACCCUCAAGAUCACCACCCACCUGCCAACCCCAAACCCCCCUUCAAAAAAAAGAUCAUCCACUACCAACCCUGCCACCCACCCUCAAGAUCAUCCCCCACCUGCCAACCCAACCCUCAAGAUCCUCCACCCACCCUGCAACCCAACCCUCAAGAUCACCACCUGCCAACCCAACCCCUCAAGAUCAUCACCCACCGCCAACCCAACCUCAAGACCAUCCACAUGA